Molecule: messenger RNA, 477 nt
Organism: Baudoinia panamericana UAMH 10762
Lineage: Eukaryota; Fungi; Ascomycota; Dothideomycetes; Mycosphaerellales; Teratosphaeriaceae
Exons: 2
Coding region: 1-477 (158 amino acids)
Source: RefSeq, a predicted model, not a curated record
AUGCAUGAUACCACGGCAGUCGGAACACCACAAGCUCCUGUAGCGGCCAUAGAUAUCCUAACGCAAGCGUAUGAAACGGAAAGUGAGUUGCAGAAGACUUUGGGAAGACCUCUCGAGUACGCAGUCGCGAACGGCUACGACGGCUCAGAAAACCACACCAUCACGUCCGACGUUGAGUUUAACAGCCGUGCAUCUGUGAACAAGGCCAACAAGCAGCGGCGACUCGAGGUUCUGGCGGGCGGAGAGAUGGCACAGGCUGAUGGACCAGCUCCUCCACCUAUCAACGCAGGGUCGCGAGUACAGUCCGGAGCACAAUCAGUUCAUCAUCCAGCAGAAUGGGCUGUUCGGCGGCGCUGCUCACGGAAUACUUCAACAUGCAAUAUCCGGAUCAGCUGCAGGCAAAGGGGACAACUGCCAGCGAUGUGGGCCAUGUCGCCGAGCUCAAGGCUAUGUGAAGCUCGUAUCUACCCUGAGUGA